Ficedula albicollis (Collared flycatcher) is the source of this 8611-nucleotide messenger RNA. RefSeq names its product dopey family member 2 (gene DOP1B). Bases 263 to 7111 code for a protein of 2282 amino acids. Gene Ontology annotation, biological process: Golgi to endosome transport. The transcript has 37 exons. Lineage: Eukaryota; Metazoa; Chordata; Aves; Passeriformes; Muscicapidae. The record is from RefSeq and is a predicted model, not a curated record. Gene Ontology annotation, cellular component: endosome; trans-Golgi network.
UCCAUAGGGCCGGGCUUCCAUAGAACCAGCUUUCCGUAGAACCAGCUUUCCAUACAUAGGACCGGCUUUCCAUAGGGCCAGUUCUCUAUAGGGUCAGCUCUCCAUAGGGCUGGAUUUCCAUAGGGCUGGGUCUCCGUAGGGCUGGGUCUCCAUCGGGACCGCGGGGCCGCUCCCGCCCCGCCGCCGCCCGGGCUCCCACACGCCGCCCCGGGAGCUGCGGGGGCCCUGCGCAGGAGGUUUCACCUUGCUAUGAGAAGCCAAGAUGGAUCCAGAAGAGCAGGAUUUACUUGGGGAUUACAGAUACAGGAAUUAUUCUUCAGCAAUUGAGAAAGCUCUGAGGAACUUUGAAUCAUCCAGUGAAUGGGCAGAUCUGAUCUCUUCCCUUGGCAAACUCAAUAAGGCUCUGCAGAGUAACCUGAAAUAUUCUCUGCUGCCCAGAAGAUUGAUCAUCAGUAAAAGAUUAUCCCAGUGCUUGCACCCAGCCCUGCCCAGUGGGGUGCACUUAAAGGCUUUAGAAACCUAUGAAAUAAUCUUUAAAAUCAUUGGCACAAAAUGGCUUGCCAAGGAUUUAUUCUUGUACAGCUCUGGUUUGUUCCCUCUGCUGGCAAAUGCAGCAAUGUCAGUGAGACCUGUUCUCCUUGGUUUAUAUGAGAAAUAUUUUCUCCCUCUCCAAAAAUCCCUCCUGCCUGGUCUCCAGGCCUUUGUGAUUGGGCUGCUGCCUGGCUUGGAAGAAGGAUCAGAAAUUUAUGACAGGACAGAUGCUCUGCUGGUGAAGCUGUCCCUGCUGAUGGGGCAGGAGGUGUUUUAUGGGGCUCUCUGGGGCAGUGUCCUGGGCAGCCCCUCCAUCAGGCUCCCUGCUUCCCUCUUCGUUGUCAGCCACAUCAACAGGGAACUCUCUGGCCAACAGCAGAAAUUCAUGCUUGGCACUGAUUAUAAACUCACAAUAAAGUCUUUGUGUGUGUCAGUGCUGGAUUCCAAUGUCCUUGUGCAGAGGAACACUCUGGAAGCAAUCCUCUUCUUUUUCCCAUUUUAUACAGCUUUGGACUGCAAGGAAAGCACCAUCCUGCUGAGAAGGGCUGAUCUGGUUUAUAUCCUGUCAGCAGCCACUCAGACACUGCUGAGGAGAGACAUGUCCCUCAACAGGAGACUGUAUGCAUGGCUGCUAGGCUCUGAUAUGAAAGGUGGCACUUUUGCUCCAGACUCCACCACUUCUGAAGACCAUGCUGUUUAUUUCUUUGCAAAAUACUCUAAAGAUCUUCUGGUUGAGAGUUUGAUUGUGAUUCUGCAUCAGAAAUUCCCAGAGUCUGACCCAGAGGAGCAGCACCAGGCUUAUCUCAAACCCUUCAGGAUCCUCAUCAGCCUCCUGGACAAACCUGAAAUAGGGCCACAGGUUGUGGGGGAUCUGUUCCUGGAAGUUCUUAGAGCUUUUUAUUCCUACUGCAAAGACACCCUGGGUUCUGAUCUCAAACUCAGCUACAAUCAAAGUGGCAACACCCUGGCAAGUGCAAUCAAAGAGAACAAAAAUGCUUCAGAAAUUGUCAAAACAGUGAAUUUGUUGAUCACAUCCUUAAGCACAGAUUUCCUCUGGGAUUACCUGACCAAAUGCUUUGAAGAUUGUUUCAGAAACAAAUCCACAGGGAUGAGGUAUCCUCUGGAAAAUGUGAGCACUCCUCCUACCAUCUCAGAGCUCUGCACACUGCUGGUGUUCCUGCUGGAUGUGAUCCCUUUGGAGCUCUACUCAGAAGUGCAGACCCAAUACCUGCCCCAGAUGCUCAGUUACAUGGUGCAGUCUCUGCUGGAAAACAUGGAAGUGUUGGGACUGCCAGAACUCACUCAUGCCUUAAAAACCUGUUUUAAGGUGCUCAGCAAAGUGCAAAUGCCCCCUUCCUACCUGGACAUGGAGACAGGGAGUGCCAAUGGGAGCCCAGUGCCAAAGGAAGAUGUGGACAUGACCCUGGAGACCAAAUCUGUGCUGCAGGAGGAGGAGGAGGCUCCAUUCCCUCCCCUCAAGUCAGAGGACAGUGGCAUUGGCCUGAGUGCCUCCUCCCCAGAGCUGUCCCAGCACCUGGGGGUGCCCACAGUGACCCUGGAGAGAGAUGAUGUCUGGAAAAAAGGAGGGAGCAUCCAAAAAACUCUGUAUUGCAUCCAGGAGCUGGUUGCCAAGUUUUCCAGCAAAUACAUUUUUGGGGUGCAGCUCCAAGAAAUGAAUCCUGAAGGAAUUGCAGCAAUAAAUCUGAGUGGGAAGGAGAAAAAGGAAAAUGGCUACAGGUUACCUGAGAGUGGCAACAAGAAAAAGAGUCCCUGGGAUGCCAAGCAAAUCACUGUGCCCCAGGUGAAGCAGAUGCUCUCAGAGCUGUUCUCAGCCCGGGGCUCCCCCUUCAGGAGCAAGAAUUGCCCUGCUCUCCUCUCUGAGCACAGCUCUGCCCACAAAAAGGACAAGGAGGAGGAGGAGUGGGACCUGGAGCUGGUGUUGGGACCCCUCAGAGGUGACUGCAAGGAAGCUUUUUCUGCAGCCUGUCACCUGCUGCUGGACUGCACCACAUUCCCAGUGUACCUGUCUGAGGAGGAGAUGGAGCAGUUGUACCUCUCUCUGUUUCAGGGGCCUGGAGGUGAUCCCAGCUUGCCCCUGUGGCUGAAGUCCCUGAUGACAAUCUGCUGCUGUGUCAAUGACUGCUAUGUGCAGAACGUGUCCAUCUUCACCCUGCUGGAGGUCAUCAACCACUCCCAGUCUCUGGCCCUGGUGAUUGAGGACAGGAUGAAGAGGUACAAAGUGUCUGGCCACAACCCUUUCCUUGGCAAGCUGCAGAUGGUCACCCUUCCUCCCAUUGCUCCUGCAGUCCUGAAGAUGAUCUCAGAGAAGACAGAUUUCUACCAGAGAGUUGCCUGUGUGCUCUGGAAUCAGCUGAACAAGGAGACUCGGGAGCACCACAUUGCCUGUGUGGAAUUGUUCUACAGACUUCACUGCCUGGCUCCCUCAGCAAAUAUCUGUGAGGACAUCAUCUGCCAGGCCCUUCUGGAUCGAGAUAAAGGGACAAGGCUGGAAGCUCUGUUCAGAUUCUCUGUCAUGUGGCACCUGACCAGGGAGAUCCAAGGCAGCAGAGUGAGUUCCCACAAUCGCUCCUUCGACAGGUCGCUGUUCGUGGUGCUGGACAGCCUGACGUGCUCGGACGGGGCCAUCGGGGCGGCGGCUCAGGGCUGGCUGAUCCGGGCGCUGUCCCUGAGCGACGUGGCGCGGAUCCUGGAGCCAGUGCUGCUGCUGCUGCUGCACCCCCGCACCCAGCGCACCUCCGUCACCUGCGUCAAGCACGGCAGCUCCCCAGACUAUGUUCGUGAGUGGCUUUGCAAGAAAAAAACUCUGAAGGAGUCUGGCAUGUCUGAGAGCAAUUCUGAGGAAAACCUUCCCCUGAGCCAGUUCACUACUGUGGACAGAGAAGCAAUUUGGGCAGAAGUGGAAAAGGAUCCAGAGAAAGCAGAGCCGAAAGCUGAGCGGGCUGAAAACGCCGGAUCCGAGCAGGACAGCAGCGAGCACACGGAGUCUGCAGACACCAGCACAGGCCACGACAGUGACAACACCUCCUCCUUCUCCCCUUCCCUGGAGCUGCAGGAGGUGAGCAGUGAGGACAGGGAGGAUGGCAGAGAGGCCCCAAGGAUUUCCCUCAGUGGCUCCCUGUCCGAGAGCUCCAGACCCAGCGCGGGGCCCAACCUCGUCAGGGCCGACUCUGAGAGAACCCAGGCAUCAGAGUCUCUGUCCAGUGAUGAGGAGGUGGACUUGGAGCUGCAGGAAAUCGCCCACUGCAGGCUGCUGAGGCAGCAGAAGGAGAAGCAGGAGCUGGCAGAGGCUCUGUUCAAGCACAUGCUGCUCUACCUGCAGCCCUACGACUCCCGCCGCGUGCUCUACGCCUUCUCCGUGCUGGAGGCCGUGCUCAAAACCAACCCCAAGGAAUUCAUCGAGGCUGUGGCCACCACCAGCAUGGACACCAGCUCCACAGCACACCUCAACCUCAUCUACAACCUCUUGGCUCGCCACCAGGAAGCUCUGGUGGGGCAGAGCUUUUAUGGGAAGCUGCAGCCUCAGUCGCCCACCGUGUGUCCUCACUCGGUGCUCAUCGAGCUGCUCACCUACCUGUGCCUGAGCUUCCUGCGCUCCUACUACCCCUGCUGCCUGCAGCUGAGCCACAGGGAGCUGCUGGCCAACAGGGAUGUGCAGGUCAAGAGUGUGGAGGUGCUGAUCAGGAUGAUGGCCCAGCUGGCCAGCACGGCCAAGGCGGCCGAGCCCGGGAGCGUGGAGUUCAUCCGGGAGCUGCUGGGCAGGUGCAAAGUGCAGGAGUUCGUGCUGCUCUCGCUCUCAGCCUCCAUGUACCUCAGCCACAAACGCUACCAGCUGCUCCUGGCUGAGGGGGCCGAGCUCAGUGCUGAGGAGGAGCUCCUGGAGGAGAGCCUGAUCAAUUUUGGCCACGAUCAGAUCUGGAGCGAGCACCCGCUGCAGAUCGAGCUGCUGAAGCUGCUGCAGGUGCUCAUUGUCUUGGAGCAUCACCUGGGCCAGAGCCCUGAGGAGCAGGAGAACCAGGCAGACCUUUCCAAGGAGUGGCAGCAGGCUCUGAACUUCCAGCAGGCCAUUGGGGCCAUGCAGUACGUGUACCCACACCCCAUCACCUCCCAGGGCCUCUUUGUCUCUGCUGUGGUCAGGGGGCUCCAGCCAGAGUAUGGCCAUGGCAUGCACCCCACCUGGGUGGGCUUGGUCACCAGCUCCCUGCCCUAUUUUGGCAAGUCCUUAGGCUGGACAGUGGCCCCAUUUGUGGUGCAGAUCUGUAAAAACCUGGAUGAGCUUGUCAAGCAGUAUGAAAAUGAAGCUGUGAAGACAUCUGCCAAAACAUCUGCCAGCUUCACUUCUAAAAGAGAAAAUGUGACUCCUGAUUACCCCCUCACUCUUCUGGAAGGGCUGACAACCAUUGGGCACUUCUGCCUUCUGGAUCAUCCCAGUCCAACAAAAAAGGUGUGUGGGAAUGCCCUGACAGCACAGUUACAUCCCUUUUCCUUCCAGUCAUCCUGUUCAGCUGAACCUGCCAACCUGAGGAAUGCCAGGAAUGCCAUCCUGGAGGAGCUGCCCCGAAUUAUGAACACCAUGAGCCUCCUCUGGAGUGUCAUAAAGAGGGAAGAUUCCCAAAAAAGACCAACUGAUUUCUUUGGGACAGCUAAAGGCUCCUCUUCUGUCUACUUUAAAGCAACCAAAACACUAAGAACAAAAAUAUUGGAUUUCCUGAAUCCCUUGACAGCACAUCUUGGAAUCCAGCUGAUGGCAGCAACUGCAGCAGUGUGGAACAGCAAGAGACCUCACAGGAGUCACAGUAAAACCAAGAUUCUCCCAGUGGCCAGUGCACCCCAGCUUAUUCUCGUGGACUUAAUUUGUGCCCUGAAUACAUUGAAAAUUGACACCAUAUUAUAUCUGGUCAAAGAGGUGGUCAAGAAACCAGCACAAAUCAAGGGGGAAGAGAAAUCCUCUCUCGUGGAUAUCCCAGUGCUGCAGUUCAGUUAUGCUUUCAUCCAGAGACUCCCUGUCCCAGCCCUGCAGGAGAACUUCCAGCCCUUAUUAGGGCUCCUCAGAGAGUCUGUGCAGCUGAACUUGGCUCCUCCUGGCCACUUCCUUCUCCUCAGCAUCCUGAAUGACUUUGUGACAAGGACACCCACCCUGGAAAACAAAAAGGACCAGAAAGACCUGCAGGAGGUGACCCAAAAGAUCCUGGAGGCUGUGGGGACCAUUGCAGGUUCUUCCCUGGAACAGACCAGUUGGCUGAGCAGGAAUUUGGAAGUGAAAGCUCAGCCUCAGAUUUUACCAGAUGAAUUCAACGUGGAGGAUGUGAAUGAUACAACAGUGGCACCAUCUUCAAUGGUUUCUGCCUCUGCUCCUUCAAUCUACAGUGUCCAAGCCCUUUCUCUCCUUGCAGAGGUGCUGGCCUCGCUGCUGGACGUGGUUUACCGCAGUGAUGAGAAGGAGAAGGCCGUGCCCCUCAUCUCCCGCCUGCUCUACUUCGUGUUCCCCUACCUGCGCAACCACAGUGCCUACAACAUUCCCAGUUUCCGUGCUGGUGCUCAGCUGCUCAGCUCCCUGAGUGGAUAUGCCUACACCAAGAGAGCCUGGAAAAAAGAAGUGCUGGAAUUGUACAUGGAUCCAUCUUUUUUCCAGAUGGACACUUCCUGCACUCACUGGAGAGCCAUCAUUGAUCAUCUCCUCACACAUGAGAAAACCAUGUUUAAGGAUUUGAUGACCAUGCAGAGCAGUGCCCUGAAGCUGUACCCCAGCUGGGAGCAGAAGGCAAUGCUGCUGAAGCGCCAGGCCUUCGCUGUCUUCAGCGGGGAGCUGGACCAGUACCACCUGUACCUGCCCCUGAUCCAAGAACGCCUGACUGAGAACCUCCGAGUGGGUCAGACUUCCCUGGUGGCUGCCCAGAUGUUUCUCUUCUUCAGAGUUCUUUUGUUGAGGAUUUCCCCUCAACAUCUCACCUCCUUGUGGCCAAUCAUGGUCACAGAACUGAUCCAGGCAUUUCUACAGCUGGAGGAAGAUUUAACUGAGGAAGAGGAACCUGCAAAGAGCAACAGCAAAAUCAGCAAAGGCAAAGGCUCAGGGGCUGAGAUCCAGCCCAAUGAGCUGUGCCUGUACCUGGCAGCCUGCAAAUUCCUGGACACAGCCCUUUCCUUCCCCCCUGACAGGAUGCAGCUCUUCCAAAUGUACAAAUGGGCCUUUGUGCCAGAGGUGGACACAGAAUCAUCUCCUGUCACCUCUCAGCUGGUGGAAAACCACCAGGAAUGCCAACCACACAUUGUGAGGAUCAUGGAUCUGCUCAGGAUCAAAUAUGGGGACCCAAAGCACCCUGAGGGAAUCCCCAGAAAUCCCAAAUUCCCCCUGCUGAGCCUGCACUCCGUGUCCAGCAUCACCCAGCUGAUUCCUUUCUUCCAGACUCUGUGCUGGGCAUUCACAGCCCAUGGCAGUGAUUCCCAAAAUUCCCACCCCUCUGCAGCCCCCUCCCUGCAUCCUCCUGGCAGCAACAGCAGCAGGAUCCUGCAGCAGCUGGAGGACAGUGUGCAGUGGGAUUUCCUGGAAAAUCUGGAAACCUGAGCCUCACCUGGGACACUCAUGCUGGAUCAACAGCAAACACAGGGAAAGCUUGGCUGAAAUUCCUUUUGGUUUUUUUUUUUUUUUCCCCUUCCACAUUUCCAGCUGCAUUUUUGGGAUUUCUCCCUGCUGUUGCAGAGUGCUCUUCAAUUAUUCAGGAGCUGGUGGUAAAAAAGCAGCAAUCUCCAGUUCCUGUGGUGGGGAAAAAAGGGAAGUUUGGUGGGAAUUUCUCAGAGCUCCUGUGUUUUAUUUGUUUUCCAUGAGGAUUAAAGACAUUUUGUAAAUAGGGGAAGAAUAUUUUGGACUUGGUGCAAGCAGCAGCUGCCCUGGGAUUUCUCCAGUACUUUCAAGUGCUUUUGGAACUGUCUCCUGAAGGAAAAUUGAAGGAAAAUCCAGUGUUGCAUGUCAGUGUACAAUCCGUUUGCAGUGAGUCAUUUCCUGAGGUGAAAGCCCCUAAAUUGAUCAAAUUCUGAACAAAUCCCCCAAAUUCCUCACAGAUGGAUUUUCUAAGUCUCAGCAUUGUGCAAAGAACUGCAGCUUUGCCCUGGCUGUAAUUUCAGCUCUGUGCUAGAACAGCAUCUUCAGGCUUAGCAAUUCCUAAUAAAUCAGAAAUAAAACACAGAGCUAUGCAGGAGCACUUUGAAAUUAGUAUUACUUGAGGGGGGGUUGAUUUUAAUUAAUAUUUUUUAAAUGAAAAGUUUUUGUUCUUUCAGUGACUCAGGUGGCUGCAGCUUCUGAAAUGCAACUGAAUGAAGAUAAUGCUGUAAAAAUAGAAACUGCUUAACUAAAAUGAUUUUUUUUUUUGUAAGAACAUUUUUUGUACAAAAGAAUGUAUUUGGGUGUCCUGGAUGGUGAGAGAGGUAGGGGGAUCAUCCCAGUGCUUUUCCUAAAUUACAAAGGACAUGGGAAAUGUUUGGUUGAGAGUCAGGGAUUUCUUAUUCCUAAAUUCCCACAACAAACAUGGGAGGCUUCUCUGCAUUGGGUUUUGGGUAGAGAUGGAUGAGAUUUUCAUCUUGGGUUUAUAAACUAAAAUAAUGAAACAUCCUUUACUCUCCUACUGGAAUACUGUACAAAAAAAUAAUACCACAAUAGGCUUGUGCUAAAUGUAUUUAAAUCCUUUGCAUUUUUACAGUGAAGGAAAGUGGUGGACUGAGGUGUGGUCAGUAAGAAUGUGAAUUAUUUCUAUUCAUGUAAUUUAUUAAUGGUCUCUAAUGCUGUUGGAAUGAGCACAAGUGAAAAGUGACCCUUUGAAAGCAUUACUUGAAUAUUGGAGCAGGCCACUUUUAAAAUGUUGGGAUUCAUUUCCUGCCUAUCUUCAAUAAUUUGUAUGGAUAAUCUGAAUACUCAGGAUGGUUUGGUACUUUCCCUUUCAGUUUCCUGCUGGUUGCAUUUCAUACUUGGAUAUUUCCCUUAAAAUGCUGAGAAAGAAGAGCAGGGUUAGAUGGGAUGUUGGGAAGGAAUUCCUGCCUGUGAGGGAUGGAAUUCCCAGAGCAGCUGUGGCUG